Molecule: messenger RNA, 2685 nt
Organism: Toxotes jaculatrix (banded archerfish)
Lineage: Eukaryota; Metazoa; Chordata; Actinopteri; Toxotidae
Gene: slc20a1a
Product: solute carrier family 20 member 1a
Exons: 11
Coding region: 394-2295 (633 amino acids)
Biological process (GO): phosphate ion transmembrane transport
Cellular component (GO): membrane
Molecular function (GO): phosphate transmembrane transporter activity
Source: RefSeq, a predicted model, not a curated record
AGGCUGCUGGACUUCCCCCCUCCACCCUCCUCCUGACUGCCGCUCACGAUAUCCUCUCGCUUUGCAUACAGCUCUCUGCUGCUCUAACCUGACAGCAAGAACACUUUCACUUUGGUCUCACAUUGUGUAUCAUCAGAGGCUCGCUGUGACAAUGGAUCCCUCCCCCGUCUCUGUGACCUGUCAUUUUAUGAUGAAGUCUGCAGACAAGCCCUGCAUACCCAGCUAGCAAUAAAUUUCAAUUUCUUCCCAUUAGUGUUGGACUAAGGGGUUCUUGAUUCCUUUUUGUGGCCAAAAUUUAUUUAUAAAUACAUAUUACCUCAUAAGUCACUGUCAAACCACAGUAACUUGGUUUGGUUUAACUCUGAUCGUUUUAAAUAAAAUAAAUUAGUAGUGAUGGAUACAACUACACUGGCAACCCUGGCUGCUGCCACUACUGUGGCUCUGGCCUCGCAGUCUGACAUGUCAGGCUACAUGUGGCUGUUGAUACUAGGUUUCAUCAUUGCCUUCAUCCUGGCUUUCUCUGUGGGGGCAAAUGAUGUAGCCAACUCCUUUGGUACGGCAGUGGGCUCCGGGGUGGUCACCCUGCGGCAGGCCUGCAUCCUGGCCACUAUCUUUGAGACAGUGGGCUCAGUGCUGCUGGGGGCCAAAGUCAGCGAGACCAUCCGACAGGGUAUAAUUGACGUCCGGAUGUACAACGGCUCCGAACACGUCUUGAUGGCAGGAUCGAUAAGUGCAAUGUGCGGCUCUGCUGUGUGGCAGCUGGCUGCAUCAUUCCUGAAGCUCCCCAUUUCUGGAACCCACUGUAUUGUUGGAGCUACAAUUGGUUUCUCCAUGGUAGCCAGAGGUCACCAAGGGGUCAAAUGGAUGGAAUUACUGCGUAUUGUGUCGUCCUGGUUCCUGUCACCUGUGCUCUCCGGCAUCAUGUCAGGAAUUCUCUUCUACUUUAUUCGCAAAUUCAUUCUGAACAAGGCUGACCCUGUACCCAACGGCCUCAGAGCUCUUCCUGUCUUCUACGCCAUCACUAUGGGCAUCAACCUCUUCUCCAUCAUGUUUACAGGAGCACCAUUGCUGGGUUUUGACAGAAUACCAUGGUGGGGCACACUGUGCAUUUCAGUGGGCUGUGCCUUCAUCACAGCUUUGGCCGUUUGGUUUGUUGUCUGUCCACGCCUCAAGAAGAAAAUCAAACGAGAAACAGCUGCUGCUCCAUGUGAAACCCCACUGAUGGAGAACAACUCCAGCAAACCUGCGCAAGCAGAGCAGCCCUCAAAACCAAGUGACCCUCAACCCCAUACCCCGCCAGCAGACAGUCAGAAGGUGGCUUUCAAACUUGGAGGUUCAGAGGAGGCGGAUUUGGACAACAAUGAUAUGGAAACCAAAGACUUGGACAUCAGCAAUGGUCUGAAUGGCACUGUUGGCCCCAUGCUGAUCACUGAUCCUCACAGCGGAAGGUCCCACACGAUCCAUAAGGACUCCGGCCUUUACAAAGAUCUGCUGCAUAAGCUCCACAUGGCCAAAGUCGGUGACUGCAUCGGUGACAGUGACACAGAGGAGCGGCCCAUCAGGAGGAACAACAGCUACACCUCUUACACUAUGGCCAUUUAUGGCAUCCAAGGAGAUCCUAAAUACAAGGACCUGGAUGGUGGGAUUCAGAGAAGGUCGAGGGUGGACAGCUACAGCAGCUACAGCUCAGCGGUGACCAGUGGGAGUACAGUCCAGGAUGGGAGUGUGACUCAGGAAGCUGGCAGGGACCUCGCUGUGGAAGAGGACGAGCUGGAGGUCGACCAACCAGCUGUCUCCUUGCUUUUCCAGUUCUUGCAGAUACUUACGGCGUGCUUUGGCUCCUUUGCUCACGGAGGGAACGAUGUCAGCAAUGCAAUUGGCCCGCUGGUGGCUCUCUGGCUGCUGUAUGAGAGCGGCUCUGUGGUGUCCAACGCACCCACACCCAUCUGGUUGCUUCUGUACGGCGGAGUGGGUAUCUGCACCGGUCUCUGGGUAUGGGGCCGGAGGGUGAUCCAGACUAUGGGGAAAGACCUUACUCCCAUUACACCCUCCAGCGGUUUCAGCAUCGAACUAGCUUCAGCAAUCACAGUUGUUGUGGCAUCCAAUAUUGGUCUUCCUGUCAGCACAACUCACUGCAAGGUGGGCUCUGUGGUGGCCGUGGGAUGGCUGCGCUCCAGGAAAUCAGUCGACUGGCGUCUGUUCAGGAACAUCUUCAUCGCCUGGUUUGUCACAGUUCCCAUCUCUGGGCUGAUCAGCGCUGCCAUCAUGGCUCUCUUCACAUAUGUGAUUCUGUGAGCAGCGCACUGUCCAGCUCCACUGUUCACACUUCAACUGACCACAGACCACAGCAGGGUGCUCCGUUUGUUCUCCGUUAAUGAUGUUCAUUUUAUCAUUCAACAUCAUUUCAAGGUCAAGUCGGUGAUGUAAUCUCACAGGAAUUUGUCCACUACAACGAUGAUGGAUCUAAUAACACUGUUCAGAUAUCCACAAAUCCAUCAUACUGUAUAUCCCUUUGUAUAUUUGUAUAAAACCUACAUGUAUUAAAAAUCAAAUAAUUCACUUUUGACUGAAAAACAACAACAGUUACAUUCAGUGUUUGUGUAUUUGAAUAUAAUAAAACAAUGAGUUGCUUGAUUUGAGAAGAUGUCAAUAAUGUAUUUUACUCACUAUUAAACAUUUUCCACU